Messenger RNA from Lemur catta (Ring-tailed lemur), 1892 nucleotides. RefSeq names its product guanine nucleotide-binding protein G(s) subunit alpha isoforms short. The coding region runs from base 323 to 1507 and encodes 394 amino acids. The record is from RefSeq and is a predicted model, not a curated record. The transcript has 13 exons. Gene Ontology annotation, cellular component: heterotrimeric G-protein complex. Gene Ontology annotation, molecular function: G-protein beta/gamma-subunit complex binding; corticotropin-releasing hormone receptor 1 binding; D1 dopamine receptor binding. Lineage: Eukaryota; Metazoa; Chordata; Mammalia; Primates; Lemuridae. Gene Ontology annotation, biological process: sensory perception of chemical stimulus; adenylate cyclase-activating dopamine receptor signaling pathway.
CGGCGCUUUUUGGGUCGGGGCGGCGACGGGGGCCCGGGCCGAGGCAAUAAGAGCGGCAGCGGCGGCAGCGGCGGCAGCAGCUCCCGCAGCUCCUGCUCUGGUCCGCCUCGGCCCGGCGGCCAUCAGUCCCCUCGGCUUCGGCUCGAGGGGCGGGGAGCUGCGCGCGCCCCUCGGUCCGACCGCCACCGGCCUCCCCUCCGCGCCCCGCGGUCCCCAGUCCUCCCCGCGCCCGGCCCGCCCGCCCGGCGCUGCCCCGGCCCUCCCGGCCCGCUUGAGGCCGCCCGCGCCCGCCGCAGCCGCCCGGCCGCGCCCCGCCGCCGCCAUGGGCUGUCUCGGAAACAGUAAGACCGAGGACCAGCGCAACGAGGAGAAGGCGCAGCGCGAGGCCAACAAAAAGAUCGAGAAACAGCUGCAGAAGGACAAGCAGGUCUACCGGGCCACGCACCGCCUGCUGCUGCUGGGUGCUGGAGAAUCUGGUAAAAGCACGAUUGUGAAGCAAAUGAGGAUCCUGCAUGUUAAUGGGUUUAAUGGAGAGGGCGGCGAAGAGGACGCACAGGCUGCAAGGAGCAACAGCGAAGGUGAUAAGGCAGUCAAAGUGCAGGACAUCAAAAACAACCUGAAGGAGGCCAUUGAAACCAUUGUGGCCGCCAUGAGCAACCUGGUGCCACCUGUGGAGCUGGCCAACCCCGAGAACCAGUUCAGAGUGGACUACAUUCUGAGUGUGAUGAACAAGCCGGACUUUGACUUUCCUCCUGAAUUCUACGAGCAUGCCAAGGUUCUGUGGCAGGAUGAAGGAGUGCGCGCCUGCUAUGAGCGCUCCAACGAGUACCAGCUGAUCGACUGUGCCCAGUACUUCCUGGACAAGAUUGAUAUCAUCAAGCAGGAUGACUAUGUGCCAACUGACCAGGACCUGCUUCGCUGCCGUGUCCUGACUUCUGGAAUCUUUGAGACCAAGUUCCAGGUGGACAAAGUCAACUUCCACAUGUUUGACGUGGGUGGCCAGCGCGACGAACGCCGCAAAUGGAUCCAGUGCUUCAACGAUGUGACUGCAAUCAUUUUCGUGGUAGCCAGCAGCAGCUACAACAUGGUCAUUCGAGAGGACAACCAGACCAACCGCCUGCAGGAGGCUCUGAACCUCUUCAAGAGCAUCUGGAACAACAGAUGGCUGCGCACGAUCUCUGUGAUUCUGUUCCUCAACAAGCAAGAUCUGCUCGCUGAGAAAGUCCUUGCUGGGAAAUCGAAGAUUGAGGACUACUUUCCAGAGUUCGCGCGCUACACUACUCCUGAGGAUGCUACUCCUGAGCCUGGAGAGGACCCACGCGUGACCCGGGCCAAGUACUUCAUUCGUGAUGAGUUUCUGAGAAUCAGCACUGCCAGCGGGGACGGGCGCCACUACUGCUACCCUCACUUUACCUGCGCCGUGGACACCGAAAACAUCCGCCGUGUCUUCAACGAUUGCCGCGACAUCAUCCAGCGCAUGCAUCUUCGUCAGUAUGAGCUGCUCUAAAAAGGGAACAUCCAAAUUUAAUUAAAGCCUUAAGCACAAUUAAUGAAAAUUAAAACGUAAUUGUACAAGCAGUUAAUCACCCACCAUAGGGCAUGAUUAACAAAGCAACCUUUCCUUUCCCCACUGAUUGUUCAAAACCCCAUUUUCCUUCAAAAACCCCCAUUUUCCUUCAAAAACCCCCAUUUUCCUUCAAAACCCCCCAUUUUCCUUCAGCUUGCUUAGAUGUUUCCAAAUUUAGAAAGCUUAAGGCGGCCUACAGAAAAAGAAAAGGCCACAACAGUUCCCUCUCACUUUCAGUAAAAGAUUAAAAUAACAGCAGCAAACAGAAAUAAAUAAAUGAAAUAAAUGAAAUAAAUAAAUAUUGUGUUGUGCAGCAUUAAAAAAA